Molecule: messenger RNA, 543 nt
Organism: Sclerotinia borealis F-4128
Lineage: Eukaryota; Fungi; Ascomycota; Leotiomycetes; Helotiales; Sclerotiniaceae
Source: the annotation of a GenBank genome assembly
AUGCUCACAAGUCCUUUAAAUCUGCCUAAGUGGCUCGAAGAGAACUCUCAUCUCUUGAAGCCUCCGAUUAACAAUUACUGCGUUUACAACAAAGAUGUGACUGUUAUGAUCGUAGGAGGUCCAAAUGCACGAACCGACUAUCACAUCAACGAAACCGCAGAAUGGUUCUUCCAAUACAAAGGAGCUAUGAUGCUUAAGGUGGUAGAUGAAGGCGAGUUCAAAGAUAUAAUCAUAGGUGAAGGAGAGAUGUUCCUGUUGCCACCCAAUACUCCGCACAACCCGGUUCGAUUCGCAGAUACGGUUGGAAUUGUCCUAGAGCAACCGAGACCGAAGGAUUCGCUAGACAGAUUGAGAUGGUAUUGUACCAGCUGUCGUGAGGUGGUGGAGGAAGCUGCUUUCCAUUGUACAGAUUUAGGCACGCAAAUCAAGGAAGCUGUGAAUAGCUUCAAGGACAAUGAGGAGAGAAGGAAAUGCAAAAAAUGUGGGACGGUUGCGGCAUCUGCACCCCCACCUGGAUCUAUCAAGGAUCCAAACCUCUCUUGA